CUAGGCUACUAAUUUAGAGCCGUCACCAUCACCAGACGAUCUGAAUAAUACACCACUCGGUGCGGAGAGGAAAAAGCGGCUAUCUGUAGUAGGUCCCCCUAAUAGGGAUAGAAGUUCUCCACCCCCAGGAUACAUUCCAGAUGAACUGCACCAGAUUGCCCGGAACGGGUCUUUCACCAGCAUCAACAGUGAAGGAGAGUUCAUCCCAGAGAGCAUGGACCAAAGAAAGCUACCCAAAAUCACGGAUGCCUAGGGCACAGAGCUACCCAGAUAAUCAUCAGGAGUUUUCAGACUAUGAUAACCCCAUUUUUGAGAAAUUUGGAAAAGGAGGAACAUAUCCAAGAAGGUAUCAUGUUUCAUACCAUCAUCAAGAGUAUAAUGAUGGUCGGAAGACUUUUCCAAGAGCCAGAAGGACCCAGGGCACCAGUUUCCGGUCUCCUGUGAGUUUCAGUCCUACUGAUCACUCCUUAAGCACUAGUAGUGGGAGCAGCAUCUUUACCCCAGAGUAUGAAGACAGUCGGAUAAGAAGACGGGGGAGUGACAUAGACAAUCCUACUUUGACUGUCACAGACAUCAGCCCACCCAGCCGUUCACCUCGAGCUCCAACCAACUGGAGAUUGGGCAAACUGCUUGGCCAAGGAGCUUUUGGAAGGGUCUACCUCUGUUAUGAUGUUGAUACCGGACGAGAACUGGCUGUUAAACAAGUUCAGUUUAACCCUGACAGCCCCGAGACCAGCAAGGAAGUAAAUGCACUUGAGUGUGAAAUUCAGUUGUUGAAAAACUUGUUGCAUGAGCGAAUUGUUCAGUAUUAUGGCUGUCUGAGGGAUCCUCAGGAGAAAACACUUUCCAUCUUUAUGGAGUACAUGCCAGGGGGCUCAAUUAAGGACCAACUCAAAGCAUAUGGAGCCCUUACUGAGAAUGUGACGAGGAAAUACACCCGUCAGAUUCUGGAGGGGGUCCAUUACCUGCAUAGUAAUAUGAUUGUCCAUAGAGACAUCAAAGGAGCGAAUAUCUUAAGGGAUUCCACGGGCAAUAUCAAGCUAGGAGACUUUGGAGCUAGCAAACGACUUCAGACCAUCUGUCUCUCAGGCACAGGGAUGAAGUCUGUCACAGGCACGCCAUAUUGGAUGAGUCCUGAGGUCAUUAGUGGAGAAGGCUAUGGCAGAAAAGCAGAUAUCUGGAGCGUAGCAUGUACGGUGGUGGAGAUGCUAACUGAAAAGCCACCUUGGGCUGAAUUUGAAGCAAUGGCUGCCAUCUUUAAGAUCGCCACUCAGCCAACAAACCCAAAGCUGCCACCUCAUGUCUCAGACUAUACUCGGGACUUUCUCAAACGGAUUUUUGUAGAGGCCAAACUCCGACCUUCAGCCGAGGAGCUCCUGCGGCACCUGUUCGUGCAUUGCCACUAGCAGCCAGCGUCCUCCACCCGCCCGCCGCCACCGCCACCUUCUCUCUUACUGCACUUUCCUUUUUUAUAAAAAGAGAGAUGGGGAGAAAAAGACAAGAGGGAAAAAUAUUUCUCUUGAUUCUUGGUUAAAUUUGUUUAAUAAUAAUAGUAAACUAAAUUUUUUAUAUUUAAUCUUUUUUUCUUUUCAAGAACUUGAAACUUCUUUUUUUAUUUUUAAAGAUUUUUAUAAUGUACUGAUGUGGUUCAGAGCUAUAACGCACUUUAGUACAUAGUUGCUCCUUUUAGUACAAACAAAUCAUUUGGAAUAUAUAAAGAUUGUAGUCUUGCCCAGUAUCACUGACAUGGAAGACAGAGAGAAGACAGUGAUGUACAAUUUGUAGUUUUUAGUGAUAGUAUUUAAAUAGAUCCUUCUUUGUGGGGUUGAGCCCUAAACUUGGGUUUAGGGUAGGUACUCAUUGUAAAGAAUAUAGGUUUCUUCUUUUAUCUGUAUUCUUUAGAUCCUCAACUCUAUCUGUCAAGCUUUUUUGCUCAGUAAGAAUCUUGAAUAGAAGAUACGAAUCUCUAAGAGGUAUGUUGUUAAUCCCAAUCAGUAUACUAGAUGACUAUACUAUAUUAGAGCUGUGUUAAUGGGCUCUAUAAACCUUGAGAGACAGCUUUCUGCUUUAAAACAUUGUUGUAUUUGGAAGCAGAUAUGUGAAGCCAAUGAAUAAAUUCAGCUAAAAUACAGACGACUGCUCAUUAAAUGUAUGAGCAGUAGAAGAGACAACAUUUGCCAGUCAGUAGAAAAAUAACAGAAAAAAGAACUAAGUGUUAUUUAGUAUAUUUUAAACAUUAUUUACUUGAGGUGAAAGUCCCAAAAUGGAGGGAACUGAGAAAUAAUAAAAAUUGGAUUUAUAUGAUAGCUUCCUAUUUCUACCCCCUGGUUUCCCAUUAGAUAACAGUCUUUAGCUCAAGUACCCACCUGUAAAAGCUCCUGUCAUGAAAUAAAACCCUUGUUCUUUACUAAACCAGAGGCUCCUCAGAAGAGUAAACAUCAGGGAAAACAAUGAGAUUGGUGGUGGGGAGUCUUGUUUCACUUCACUUGGCAUUUGGCAAUGCCUGGAGACACUUUGUUGCCAUAACUUGCAAGGUACUACUAGCAUCCCGUGGGCAGAGUUUGCAGGUGCUGCUGAGUAGACUGUAGCGCACAAGGACUCCCUACCCAGGGGUUAGCCUGCCACAGACAAAAGUGCCUAGGAUGGAAACCAAGCAGCCAUUCACAAAGCAGUCAAAACAGAGUUCAGAGGACCCGUGUAGGGCAAAUGAGGGUUUGGUAAGAGCAGACCGUUAGUCAGAGGGAGUGGCCUCAGCUCUUAGCAGAUAAUGAAUGGUCAGUCUUUGACAGCUGCUGGUUGCACUUGAAUCACUAACUCACUUUAGAAAUAAUGAAUUUGAGUAUUCAACUCUUUGAAUUUAGCAUCUCUGUAUAUUUUUUUUCCUUAAAAGUAGCUCCUCCUUCUAGGUCAAGAAAAGUACACCAAAACAUAGUGUUUACUGGCAGUGUGGAGGGUAAAACACUGCCAGGUAUUUCCAGUGUAAACAUCUCCUUGGAGCCGUGUCUUAAAUGCAAAGACUGUGCUGGAAAGGAUCCGGCCCUCUCAAGAAGAGUUAUGAGACUUAAAACGUGAAAGUGUCAGGAAUUUGGCCACUUGCAAAUUUUUCAACAUUAAACCAAGUGCUAAUUAUUUUAUUUUUCAAAAGCCUAGAAGAUAACAAAGUCUUCUAGGAGACCCUGAAUGUGAUGCUUUAUCAGAAGGGACUAAAUAAGAUAUUCUAAUUUUGUUGUUGUUAUUAUUACAAGGUAUGUUUACUUAGAAUUUUUUAAGUACUUUGCUUUUGAAGUUAUGUAGAUCUGACUUUAAUGUGUCAAGAUCCUACCUGGCAGACCCUAUAAUAAUUUUUGAAAUUCCAGUAGACUGAGAGUCAAAGCACAAUUAGUUAACUCUUCUCCUGUACACUGUAAAUUAAAUGAAGCCCCUUGCAAAGAACACUCGUCAGAUGCCUCCACCCUUAGCAAAUCAGUUGCCUGAUCUUAAUGCUGGAGACCUAGUGUAGAGGUGUAUUGUAAUUUCUUUAUCCUUUAUAAAUGAGGGCAUCUUUUCUACUUGAGCAAGAUUAUGGUACCUGGAUUGCUGGUUUCUUUAUUUUGUCUCUUAGUGUGGUUGUGGUUUCCCUUUGGCUCGUUUUUGGUCCAUCAGGGUAACGUGCAGUACAGAAGAGAUCCAUGCACUCUUCAAAAGAUCCCUGCACACGGGAACUCAAAGCAAUUGUUAGCUUCUUAACAGUCUCCUCUUUCUUUCUAAAUUCACCGUAAAUAGCUGCAUCGGAAUAACAAAGUAUAAAGACUUGGAAAUAGACUAAUAGUAUACAGAGCUAUUAUAUUAAAUAUGAUGUGAAUUUAUUUCAGACCAGUUGUGAAGGUACCAAAAAACACAAUGAAAAUUAAUAUAUAUAUACCCUGCUAGAGCAAAAAAGCUUGAAGUAGGUAGGGGUAUGGAAGGCCAAUAGUAAAUGUAAAAGAAUGAAAUUUUUGAAAGGAAACAAUGUUGUAAAAGGAAGAAAAAUACUACACUCCAUGCUUUUUUCUGCCUAAUGGUAUGGAUUAACAGAUGAAGUUUAAAUGGUAACAAUUACUCUAAUUUUUUUUAAUUACUCUAAAUGUUUAUUUUAGAUGCACAACUGAUUCUUUGGUACUGCAAUGUUUCUUUGUGGCUAGAAACUGGCCAGACCGCUGACUUUGUGCCUUUAAAUGCAUUCUGCAUUGCCAGGAGCAGGCUCCGUGCUGGAGCAGACCAGGAGCACGAGUGUGCAGCUUCAGGAGCACCUUCUGCAGGGCCCGGGACCCAAGCGCGGUGAGGGGAUUAAGUCAGGCGGAGACCUUUACAGGGAAACAAAAGUAGUUGAAUAAGAAUUGACAGACGUAACUAAUACAGUUUUAAUGGAUUGGAAUUUAAGUUUUGAGGUUUUAGAAUGAAUACCUUGAAAAUUUUCAGCACUUUUCCUUGUUUACAAAAAUAUAUUUUUAACUUUAAAAACAUCUAUGACUAUUGCCUUAGAAAGUAUUAGGAGGCACAAUCUACAACAUAUGAGAAGUGGAAUAUUGCACAUGCUGGACUAUAAAAGAUAAAGCUCUUAUUUCAGAAUAAAUGUAAUUGGCUUUCAUUUGAGUCUUACCUUACUCCCAUUAGAAGAUACACAAAAAGAGUAAAAAUAUAUCUUUAGAGUAUCUCUCUACUAUGUUCUGACAUUGUCAGAUCUGAGCUGUACUGUUCUGAAAUAGUGCUGUCAGAAGAUUGUGGAAUCACUAAAAUCAAACCUGAAUAGAUCGGCAGUAUGAUGCAGACUCCUGGGUUAAUGGCAGGGUUCACACCAGUGGUUUCAUCUGGGGUCUGAAAACCUUUAUAUAAACUCAGCUGGAGACAACCAGAUAUACAAAUACUCAGUCUUAUUUUAGUUUGUGGUUUUGGAGUCAGGGUUCUCACUAUGUGUUUCAGGCUGGCCUGGAACUUAAAUGCUCCUGCCUCUGCCGCCCAGGUGCUGGGAAAGCAGGCAUGUCCCACCACACCCAGCUUUGCCCAGUUUUUUUUUUUUUUUUUGUUUUUUUUUUUGUUUUUUUAAAUAGGGUCAAUCUUUCUUAUUUUCUCAACAGUUGUGAUAUACUGUGUCACAUUAAAUUAAUAUCCUUAUAUCAGGAAAUUACCAUUGAGGAUCACGGCAGACAAUUAAUUUAUGGCAUACCGUAGUUCUGAAAGUUUAGCAGUGAUGUUUAAAAUGCUAGGACUUUUUUUUUUUUUUCCGGAGCUGGGGACCUAACCCAGGGCCUUGCGCAUGCUAGGCAAGCGCUCUACCACUGAGCUAAAUCCCCAACCCCAAUGCUAGGACUUUUAUAUGAAAAAUAAGAAUUUUGGAUAGUUGUUGGCUAGUAUGGACUCCAAAGAUAUUAACAAGAGGAUUAAAGUAAAAGGAUCUCUAUAUCCCAGGUCAGACAGCCUUUCUGUCAGAACUGCUCUCACUGUACAACACAGCCCCAGCUUGUUCUGGGACAAUGGAGCAUCUAUUCCUUAGCACACUGUAUUGGGUUCUCCCUGACCCCAGCUGUUGUUAAGUUUUUGUUUUAAAGAAAAAAUAUCCAAAACUCUAUUUUGGUUUCUAGGUGUUGAAAUACUGAAAAAGUUUUGCUAGAGGGUGAACUCGUCAAGUGUUACUUAUGCGAAGGUCAGAUUCUUUUGAUAUCCUAUUAAAUUUAGCAUUUACUUUUAGAUGUGUCAUUCAUAUUUAUUUGAUUUUAACACUGGUUAAAGUUCAAUGAAAAGCAAUUUGUUAAUUUUUAGUAGUGCCUUUUUCUCUGUAUGCCUUAAUUUUAUUUUCUAUUUGUAAUUCAGAUUACCUAACAAAAAAAGAAUUUUCCAAAAUCGCUAGGCCUCAAGAGUUUCUUUGGCCUUGGUCUGUGUGUUGGCCCCUAUGUGUUUCUUAAUGCGUAUUUCCUCCUCCUACCCAGUCUACCUCCUUUUAAAAAAUGUUAGGAGAGAGCAGUAGCAUUUGUCUGACUGCAAUCUCCACUAGAUGUGAAUUCCUAAAUAAAUAUAGAAAGGUAUUCUCAUUCGAAAAGACAUAGUAAAAUGAUUUUUUGGGUUGAGUACUUGAUUUUCAGUCAUACUGGCACUGCUCAAGUUCUUUGUGUAUUAUUGUUUGGUUGUGGUUUUCCUAGAACUAGGGCAGUUGUUUUGUCCUAAAGAGCUCCUAUAAGUGUUUCAUGAAGGUUGAGGCGAUGAGCAAGAAUCCAGGGACAACAAACUCUAAUUCUUAGUAUGUAACAUUUGACCAAUACUCUAGCUUACUGUUCUGUGAAGUUGUGAAGUGUGUGUGUGUGUGUGUGUGUGUGUGUGUGUGUGUGUGUGUGUGUGUGUGUGUAUAGUAGGGGCAGGGGUAGGAACGUGUAGUUGUUCAGUUAGAUCUGUCUCUCCUCUUGGAAGAACAACUGAAAAAUGUCUGAUUUACUAUAUGGGAUGAGAAAGGUCAUCCUCAAGUAGUCAUGCCAGGACAUUUUCCAUAAGUAGCUAGUAUGAAUGAUUGUUAAUAAAGGUAUUUAUUGUAAGUUGCCAAGCUCUGAAUUGCUAAAAGUAGGUUAAAAUUCAAUUUGUUUGUUUGUGUCUGUAGUAAUUAGCUUAUAUAUAAUUCUUCAAUAGAAAGUAUGGAAUCUUACAUAUUUCUUCAUGAACUUUUUGGAGUAGAAAUUCUGCCAGACAUUAUCUAAACAAGCUUCCUUAGUUUACCAAGCCAUCAAAAGGCAAUGUUCUUAUACCUCUUGUUGGUUGCUGGGGAAGGUGUGCUGUGAGCCACUGUCCACUUCACCCUCAUCUUUAGUGCUGCUUCCACUUCUGCCAUUGUCUGACAGGAUGCUGUGCGUGCUGUGGGAAUACCUGGGCCAUCCUCCUUUCCAUUCUCGCUGUCAGAGCUGGAGAUGGAUAGCUUUCAUGGGAACCAAGACUUCUUUUCUCAGAGGUACUGAUAGUGGUCAUGGCUGAGCUUCAGGAAGACCAGGGAGGAGUCAUAGCUAUAGUGAAAAGAGAAUGCGUUGUAUCCAUUGCCUGGAGACAGUCUCAUAGAAUUCUUCAUGUUUUUGUGUAUUUUAAUAGACAGUGGUAAGGUAUUCUGUUCCCAACAGCAAAGACAUUAAACAAGAGAAGACUCCUGUCCUUCUGCCUGGUGAUGUUUGUUUGUACCUCAGUCUGUGUUGCCAGAAUCACUUUAAACCAAAGCUUUUGUAUUCCCUGCAUACAUAGCCAAAAUGAUUAGCCCUGAUACAUUUGCCCAUGUGUGAGGUAAUAGUGUCUGAAUGGUAGAGCAGAUGCUAGUAGACUUUGUUGCCAAUCUUCUUCUCCUUAAGGAAAAGGACAGGUGCUAAGAGUCUGCAUUAGACAUGCAGAAUCCUUGCUACUGUGGAGCUCCUAGACACUGCAGACCUAAGUUCUUCAGCGUGCCAGGCUCACCCACACCCUUUGACCCCUGGUGUGAGAUUUGUGUUGACGUCUGAUGCCUCUGUGGGUGGCUCAUCGUCUUUCUAGUGUCUUAACAUUUAUGAGUUUGUGUUUGACGUAAGGGACUUUCAACACUGCUGUGAAGAGAAGUAGGUUAUGAACUGGUCUGCUUUGUGCCACAAACAUUUGGAACAUCUGCUCCCUCUUCUUUAAACCUUAUAGAAUCUGACCCCCACUGAGGAUUUAUGGGUCUUGUAAUGCCAGUUGAGAAAAGUUUAUGACUAUUCUGAAAAGCACUUUGUAUUCGUUUAUUUGUAUUUAGAACUUAAAAAAAUCCUGUAUAUUCAAUGAUUUUAGCAUUAGCAUCACUUAGAACAGAAGAUAAGUAAUUAAUUAUAUGUUAAACUCUAGUAGAUGCAUUGACUCCAGAAUAUAUUUGACAUGUUCUCAGUUAUCCAAAGACUUUUUUCCUCCUCGCAGUAAGGAGAGUAGACUAGUGUGGGACUCUACAAGCCAGAAAGGCUUAUGGGCAAAAGGAAGUGGGCCAAACCCUUGUCAAUUAAAACCAUAUUGUCUAGGGAUGAGAAUACGUCUUUAUAGACAGUUUUUUAAUAAUUAGUAAGUAAAAGGUUUACAUUUCUUCCAUUGCUGUUGGUUUUAAAAUUUAGCCUGCAUUCUGAAAUAUCUUAACAAAGUUAAUACCAAAAACACCUUUAAUGUCUGACAUCUCUUAUAUUUUAUGUGGUUGUUUUUACUCAUUGUAAAUAAACUUGGAUAAAUUUGAAAAUAAACUUUUAUCUUGCAAACUAUGAUUAUAAAUUUGUAAAUUUACCCUUUGACUUAAUGUACAUUUAAAAUGUAUCCAUUAAAUUCUUUAUAUUUAAUGUAUUAUUUUCAGCAAAUGUUUUUAAUCUCAGUUGAAUACUGGGCAGUUUAUAAUUAUGUACAAAUAUUUUUUGUUUUCUAUCAAUGUUGACUUUUUGCACAUUUUCGAACAUUUAAUUUGUACACUGAUUUAUAUGACCAAUAAUUGUUGAGUGACUGAGAAUCAUGAGUGUGUGCAUUGAACUACUGUCUUUGUGUUUGCACUUCUCCCUAGAUGUAGCCCUCAGUUUCUGUGCUGCUAUGACCCUUAGUAGGAUGACCUUCUUGCUUUUGCAAAGUCACCUGUGUGUGGUCCUGCGUUUGUUGGAGAACUCAGGAGUUCAGUGUUGCAGUCUAAUUUUGUCCUGUAUUCUGAAUCCAUUCCUAGGUUGAAAGUAUUCUGUGUGUAUCAAGAGAUAUGUGUGUGUGUGAUGUCCUUUUCUUUGUGUAGACACAUGUAUAUAUCUUAGUAAAUUCUUAUUUUCACUUCAUUUCUACAAUUUUAAGAACUUUAUGAUAAUUAAAUAUGUGUAAAGGCUUUCUGAAAGAUUAUUUACUAUAUAUAUACACUAUAUUUUCAGCUGGCUGGUCAAAUUAUUUUUUAAAUUUUGGUUUUAACCAUUUGAGCAUUUGUAGUUCCAGAAUUGGAUACAAAUUUUGCUUAGAGCUCAGUUAAAAUACUCUUGCAACUAACGGCAUUUUGGGGUAGGGUGGGGGGAGAUUGUUAAGCAAAACACAUUGUCCACUAACAAGGUCUUUGACCUCUCAAAGCUGUUAAAAAUGUGAGCAACUAAAUCGUCUUGAAGACAUGUUGAGACUUUUACAUUUCCAGUUGUCUAUUGUUUUGAAUAUUUCCUUUAUUUCCAAAGUUUUCAUCUUUCCCUCACUGAGCAAGGUUAGACCAAGUUGAUGAAACAGUGCAUUGGCGUUCUGUGAUCCUCACAGUGGAUUACCAGUGUGGUAGGGAUCUCCAAGCAACUGGCAGAAAGAGCUAGAAAUUAGGUUUCCAUCUGACAGUGUUACUGUAUUCAAUAGAAGUCUCCUAAAAGUAUGUGGUGGCGUAAGGUUAUCUGUUAGGAAUAAAAUCUGCAGUUCAAGCUGACUAUCACUAGUGUAUUGUGUUGAAAGGAACCCAUGUGAGUAGCACCUACCCAGAAGCCAGACACAGUGUAGUGUGUACCACAUUCCACACAUUUGGUCUGUUGUUCUUUCAAAAUUGUGCUUGUAAAGAUGUGUAAAAUGUCUUGAGUUUUAUAAUUUCUAUGUAUUUUUUCUUGCUGGUAAAUAGCUUUUAAAUUUUUUAAUAUAAAAGAAACCAUGUUUAUAUUUUGUUAGUAAUGACGACUUUGUUAUAUGGCAAUUUGUGUAUUAUUGACACAUCUUUAUUUAGAUUUGUCAUGCAUGAAGGCCUGCGAUAUUCAGUGCAGUGAAACAUACUUCAUUCCUAUUCAUCUUUCGACAGAUUGUGGUGCAGAGGCUUACUCAGUAAUCUUCUGAACUGUGGGAUGGACAUAAAGGAAUGGUACUUUGAGUGUUAAUAAAGCUGGUAUUUAUUCCCACUGUGA
Rattus norvegicus (Norway rat) is the source of this 9851-nucleotide messenger RNA. NCBI's taxonomy places the organism in Eukaryota, Metazoa, Chordata, Mammalia, Rodentia, Muridae. The record is from RefSeq and is a predicted model, not a curated record.